Molecule: messenger RNA, 2375 nt
Organism: Bombyx mandarina (wild silkworm)
Lineage: Eukaryota; Metazoa; Arthropoda; Insecta; Lepidoptera; Bombycidae
Molecular function (GO): protein binding
Source: RefSeq, a predicted model, not a curated record
GAGUAGGUAAUGGGCUUUUAGUUUAUUACGUUUUCCCUUUAAAUUUUUGUGUUUGAUUUGUGUACGAUUGAUUGUUGUUUUAAUCAAACAUGAAAUCUAAAAAAAAACAACAUACUUCUUCUGAAGAAUCUGAGGACACUAACGAUAGUGCAAGAAGCAGCUCGUCCGAGAGUGAUAGCGAGGUAUCUUCAGCUUCUGAACAUCGACACAAGAAAAAAAGAAAACGUGAUUCAUCUUAUUCAGAGACAGAGUCUGAUGAUCAAAAACGUUCUAAAAAGCGCAAACAUAAAAAAAAGAAAAAGAAACAUGGGAAAAAGAAGCGCCGAUCGGGUUCUGACGUUAAACCUGACGAAUUUAUACUGAGCGAAGGCGAAGAAACAUCUAAAAAGAAACGAAAACACAAACAUAAACAUGUUAAACGUGCCCGAAGUUCCUCAGCUAGUGAAAUAGCAGAAGUAGAAAAGAGUCAGCGUCGCUUGCACAGCGUCGUGAAGGAACGUCGGGAUUCAUUAGAAGAAGUGCAGCCAACCCGAACUUAUUAUCAGAGGGAAUUUAGACGCUCUCAAUCUGCAGACAAUGCAAGAGAAAGAGAAGUUCAAAGGUUCUAUAGAGGUUCUAGCAAGGAACGAAGGCAAUAUCAGGAGCAAUAUGAUCAAGAACACGAAAGAUUUGCUUCAUAUCACCAUGAACACUUUGACAAUAAACAUAAGUACAAUCAAACUUCACAAUACAAUCAAUUUAAUGAUAGUGGUGGAAGACAAAGAAAUUUCAAUCAAUUUAAAAGGAAUCAAAGAUAUGAAGAUUAUCGUCGUCCUGAUGAUGGCUAUCAAAUGAAACCCAGAGAUGAAGUGUACCAUUCUAAACCUGACCCAAGGGGUUACGACAAUAACCGAUAUGAGCAAUACGGUGAGAGAAAUAUAAAGAGACGCGAUUAUGAAGAAAGCGAAGAUUACAAGGAUCGUCGUGGGCAUCCUGAGAAUGAGCGUUACCAUGCACCGCCACGCGACUACCAGGACAAGCGCGAGUUUCCAGAUAAACGUCAGUUCCCAGACAAGCGUCAGUUUCCGGACAAGCGCCAGUUUCCAGACAAAAGAGAAUUUCCAGACAAGAGAGAGUUUCCGAACAAGCGCGAGUUUCCAGUCAAGAGUGAGAAAUUCCGUGAAGAACCGUACCCGUUAGAAAGGAGUCGGGAGCCGCGUCGAGACAAGCUACUGCCCAGAGUUGACAGACCUCCAUUGCCUCCACACAGGGAGCGUUCGAGAUCCCGCAGCUUCGAGGAGCGGCCCAGGGACCGCAACAGACGGCCGGAGCCCAGGGACGAGCCCCGGGACGACGACGCCUACCGCCGCGCCCCCGACCCGCGCCGGGACCGACCCCGCCCCGAUGAACCUCGACCCGACAAACCUCAACCCAGGCCCAGGGAGAGGAAGUCAAGGUUCGCCGACGCCGAAGACAAUAAAGAAUACAACUGGGGUAAGACGGAAGUGAAGAAGGAAGACGCGAAGAAUCCGAAUGAAAAGGACAAGCCGAACUUUGGUCUCUCCGGUAAAUUGACAGCCGACGCUAACACUGUCAACGGUGUUGUCAUCAAAUAUACGGAACCGGAUGAUGCUAAACAACCCAAAAGAAGAUGGAGAUUCUACCCGUUCAAAGGUGACAAAGCGUUGCCCAUAUUGUAUAUACAUCGGCAAUCGGCGUUCUUGAUCGGGCGCGACAAGAAAGUGGUGGAUAUCGCACUGGAGCAUCCCUCCAUCAGCAAGCAGCACGCCGCCCUGCAGUACCGCGCCACGCCCUUCACCAGAGCUGACGGCUCGCAGGGACGCAGAGUCAGACCUUACGUCAUUGAUCUUGAUUCGGCCAACGGUACAUUCGUGAACAACAAGAAGAUCGAGCCGCGUCGCUACGUGGAGCUUCUGGAGCGCGACGUCGUGAAGUUCGGCUUCUCGCAGCGGGAGUACGUGCUGCUGCACGAGAACAGCAAGGACGACGCGCAGGACGACGACCAGCUCGAGCCCGCGCUCGCCACCGCCGACCACAUCAAGCACGAGAAGCGACUCAAGCAGGAGGUCGUCGAGGAUGGCGAGUGACCUAUAUAUAUACAUAUAUAUAUACAUAUAUAUAUGUGUAGAGGGGUGAAAGGCUAUUUGGUUUAAGCGACGUUUCGCUUAAUACGCAACGUUAUGUAUGUGAUUAAAGUUCGAUUUUAUUUGGUAUUAACAUCAACAGUUGGAUGUUUUUAACACUAAUCAUAGCAACACUAAAUGGUACGUAUUUCCUCCAUAGCGGGUAGAUAACGGUAUACAAUAAGUAUUACUCAAAAUAAACAAAACAAAACAAAAAAAAGUUUAAUAACUGUAGAUUAAUUGGUAAGAAAA